AAAAAAACAUCGAGUGAUAGAGAAGAAGACUGAUAGAGAGAAGCAGGCACCAGGCAGAAGAUAAAAGAAGAAGUUAAAGUUAUCGGCGUGCUUCGAUGGCGAUAUCAGUAGCAGCUUCGUCCUCUGUGGCAGUGACUGUUCCACGUGUCCCCGCCGUCUCCACCCGCUGCUCCGCCGUCCCUUACCUUCCUCCUCGCUCCUUUGGCCGAUCCUCUUUCGCCGUUCCGUUGAAGCUUGCUUCAGGGAAUGGUUUGGACAAGGUUGAAUUGAUGAAGACGAGAGCUUCUUCAGACGAGACCUCCAUCGACACCAGCGAACUCAUCACAGACUUGAAGGAAAAGUGGGAUGGUCUUGAGAACAAGUCGACUGUACUUCUUUAUGGUGGAGGAGCCAUUGUUGCUGUUUGGUUAUCUUCCAUUCUUGUUGGUGCCAUCAACUCUGUUCCUCUGCUUCCCAAAGUUAUGGAACUUGUCGGUCUCGGGUACACUGGCUGGUUUGUCUACAGAUACCUUCUCUUCAAGUCAAGCAGAAAGGAAUUGGCUGCGGAUAUUGAUUCCUUGAAGAAGAAGAUCGCAGGAAGCGAAUAGAUUCAUUUUUAAAAUAAACCAGCUUUGUUUUGUGGAGGUUUUCAUGUAAUAUCGUUUAUAUAUACAAUGUCUCUGUUUCAACAUUGUAUCUGAAACUGUUAUCUUGGAUC
Molecule: messenger RNA, 697 nt
Organism: Capsella rubella
Lineage: Eukaryota; Viridiplantae; Streptophyta; Magnoliopsida; Brassicales; Brassicaceae
Product: protein CURVATURE THYLAKOID 1A, chloroplastic
Exons: 5
Coding region: 96-587 (163 amino acids)
Cellular component (GO): chloroplast thylakoid membrane; thylakoid
Source: RefSeq, a predicted model, not a curated record